AUGACCACUCGCAAGGAAUACAUUUACAAGAUCGCCAAUGGCGUCUCGGUAGCUGCUGAUGUUUACUUCAGAAAGGCCGUUACUUCUUCCAAGCUUCCUAUAGGCCAUCUCUCUUUGUUACGAUCCCAUCUUCUGACGCCCCGAGCCGCAGCUUUGCACUUUCACGGCGGGAACUUCACGAUCGGUUCAAAGGAAAUGCUACCGCACAGCCAGUCAGAGAAACUCCUGGACUUGGGCUUCGUGGUUGUUUCCGCCAACUAUCGGCUUGCUCCCACCAUCACCGUCUUCGAUGGGCCAGUCAAAGAUGCGUUGGACGCUUAUAAGUGGUCGCAGAACAAGUUACCGGAAUUGCUCCUGAACGAUGCUGGCUUAGAUAUUGAUGGCUCCAGCAUUGUGACAUUUGGGCACUCCUGUGGUGGCACUCUGGCGCUCCUUAUGGCUAGCUCAGCCCAUCCGCCUCGCGCUAUUCUCGAUAUCUACGGCAUUAAAUACUUCACGGACAAGGCCUUCCAUACCGCCUUACCUGCGCCGCCGGGUGCUCCCAAAAUCGAUCAAGAUUUCGUGAGCCAGAUAUGGAAAGACACCCCUCCCCCAACCACAGCCCCUCCUCCGGUAGGACCGUCCGGGCCUGAAUUCUCCAACUACCGCGUUGCGUGGAUGUUUGACCAAUUGGGCAAGGGGACACAACUGAAGACGGUCGUUGGGGACGACAACUAUGACCGCGUGGACCCAGCUUACCAGUUUUCCAAGGCUCGCUUCCCUCCCACAUUUUUUAUCCAUGGUACUGAGGACAGGCUGGUGCCCGCGAAGCUCUCACAACAGGCACAUGCUGAGCUCGAGAGCCAUGGAGUAGAGACUGAACUGGUACUUGUAGAUGGGGGACAGCACGGUUUUGACGAGAGGGCACAGCUUGGGGAUAGUGAAUUUGGUCUACUGGAAAAAGGGUUUCAUUUCCUCAAAGCCCACGUCUGA
Clonostachys rhizophaga is the source of this 972-nucleotide messenger RNA. The record is from the annotation of a GenBank genome assembly. Lineage: Eukaryota; Fungi; Ascomycota; Sordariomycetes; Hypocreales; Bionectriaceae.